Messenger RNA from Gymnodraco acuticeps, 2250 nucleotides. Its product is annotated as E3 ubiquitin/ISG15 ligase TRIM25-like. The transcript has 7 exons. Gene Ontology annotation, molecular function: zinc ion binding. Bases 458 to 1483 code for a protein of 341 amino acids. The record is from RefSeq and is a predicted model, not a curated record. Lineage: Eukaryota; Metazoa; Chordata; Actinopteri; Perciformes; Bathydraconidae.
AUGUUGUAUUUUCAGCAAAGCUCUGAUUCGAGAAGAUAAUAUGUUUCAGUUUAUUUGGAUAGUUGGACAGGAACCAAUAACAUCACAGCUCUGUGUCAUGUCACGUUAGUCGAGCCAUGACGGUCUGGACUUUGAGCACUUUUAUUGCGCUGUUACUCGUGUUAAUAGUUAGUCAGAAUACACUUAGUGGUAGAAGGACUGUUCAGUGACUUGACUUCAACAACAUAUUCUCAAACUAGCAACAACUCAAUUCAGCCCAGAAGAGUUCAGAUAUUUACUGUGAAUUUGUUUUACACUCUGUAAUAAUGUCAAUAAGUAAGCAAUUUUAUUUCUUAUUUGUGUUCACUCUAAUAAUGACAUUUGGGCAAUUGUUGUCUGUAUUCAACUUUAAAACUGAUAUUAUAUUUAGAGACUUUCUUUGCUUAGGCCACGCCCACCAGGAAGUACAUUUAUAAACAUGCAGCAGUGCUUUCGCUUUACGGAAGAUAGCAGACAAGUUUUACUGAGGUUGUGUUACUCAACUUUAACUUUUAAGGGAUCAAGUAUGGAAGAUACGGAUAAAUUAAAUCUUGAGGAGAUGCUGAUGUGCCCGGUGUGUCAGGACACGUUCAAGGACCCCCGACAGCUGUCCUGUGGUCACACCAUUUGUAUGGUCUGUCUGGAAAACAUGAUGGAUCACUCCUCAGACGGCCCUUUCCGCUGCCCAGACUGUAGGGAAUCGUUUGGACCCAUCGUAGAGGUGCAGAAGAGCUACGCCCUGGCCAAUAUUGUAGAGCAUUUCAGGGUGAUCAAGAGGAGGAGGCAGGAGGAGCAGACAACAAAUGUGUACUGUGACUGCUGCCCGGAGGAAAAAACCCUGGCCUUCAAAACGUGUCUGAAGUGUGAGGUGUCGCUGUGCAAAGAACAUGUCAAGGACCACCUGGAGCUCCUCGUGUUCACCGGACACCCUUUGGUUAGCCCUCUGGGGGACCUCCUGGAGAGGAAAUGCCCACAUCACGAGGACAAGGUGCUGAGGUACUACUGCAACGCGUCCAUGCGCUACAUCUGCAACGUGUGCACACUGGAGAGCAAGCAGCACAACCUGGCAACCGAGGCCUCCUCUGUCCUGCGAAGACAGCUGACUGAGUACAUGGACCAACGCUUCGAAAUGCUUAAGGCGCAAAUUGCAGAAUCCAGAGACAAUUUGCAAAAAGAAAUCCUACGUCAAAAACAGAGAGUGAUCCCCGCCGCCUCGCCACUCAACAGUGUCACAGUGGUGCUGCUCUUCCUGUGGUUCAUCGUUCUGUAUUACGCCUACAACUACUCUGUGGAAAACCAGAUGCUAACAGAGGCGCUGGAAAAACAGCAGAACCGUGUGCAUCACGUUUAUUCUACCAUUGAAGAACUCUUGGUAGGACAUCCAAUGAAAAGACACAAACCUCUGGAGACAGGAGAAGCCACAGGAGACGAUCUGAUAGAACAUUGGAAUGGAAAUGUCAGUUGAAGGCAAUUGAAGAGAACAAUUUGUUUGUGUUGGAAUACAUUUGCUAUCCUGAUGGAGGUGCUAUAAUCUGUCUGACUAUGAAGAAAACCAUUGUCUGCCUUAAAGAGAGAUCAGACAAAGAUUGUGUUGCAUUUUAACAUCCUGGUUUUGGCCAUAUACGUAUGGGAUAUGAUUAUUCUCGUGACUUGUCAUGAUUCUAAAAUGAUCCGAUUUGAGGCUGGUCUGGAUCAUUUCUGUAAUGGCUAAGUUGCUUCAAUAUUUGAAGAUUCACUUUUGAUUUCUGGCUGCCUUAAUUGUGCCUCGUUUACUACUCUGGCUUUGGCUUGAUCAAAUCUCAUUUCCUUUGAGUAAAGUCCUGUUUUAAGUACUACAGUAACACAGCUUUAAGAAACGAAGUCAAGAGAGAGAACACUCAUUUGAGCACACCUGCUGUUUUAUUAAGAAAACAUUUAAGUCGAGCAUUUUUUAACAACAAUGAAGAGAAUGUUUUACAAAAAAAGGGAAAGGCAGCAUCAAACCAAAACGGCCACUGUUUCAGUCCUAACCAAGGUAUACACAGUGGAACAUGUUUUUCCUUAGCAUGUAGUAAAGACAGAAUUGUUAGUUCAGACAUAAAACAACAUUUCAGGCAUUUCAAAUCAGUGAGAACUCUACAAUCAUGUCUUAAACUGCUGGGAAAAGGUUGAAAUGGUGGUCCAAUGUUUUACAAUAAACAAGUAUAAAAUGACUUCAUUUGAAAUAAAAAAACUGAGAGAAUACCAGACUAA